Bombus impatiens (common eastern bumble bee) is the source of this 1415-nucleotide messenger RNA. RefSeq lists its product as uncharacterized. Lineage: Eukaryota; Metazoa; Arthropoda; Insecta; Hymenoptera; Apidae. The record is from RefSeq and is a predicted model, not a curated record. The transcript is spliced from 2 exons. The coding region runs from base 25 to 438 and encodes 137 amino acids.
AAGAGUUUAAAGUGUUUACAGAAAAUGAGAAGCUGGGACAACAUCCCACACAAGCGCAUGCUCCGGAUGAUAAUAUUUAACAUCCCAAGGGACAUGACGGAGAAGGAGAUACUAGCCUGUAUCAUGAAGCAGAACCAGGACAGGUUGAAAAAAGAAGACGCGGCAAAAGUGAAGUUCUGCUUCGGGAUAGGGCGCAAGCACAACGAGGAAACCAACUGGGUAAUUGAGAUACACCCCCAGCACGAAGAAAUCAUGUUAAGAGCCUGCGACGCGGCCAUUCCGAAGAAGAAAUGGCACAAUAGAUCCGUAUCAUGGUGGAUGGAGGAGGUCACACGAGAAAAUAGAGACACCUACCGGGCAAGAAGGAGGAAGUACCAGAGGGCUAAGGGCCCUGCAACGAGGGAACAAGAAAAGCUGCUGUACCGGCAAAUCAGGUAGGAAUGCACGAAAAUGGCGACGAAGGCGAAGAUCCAGAGAUGGCGGGAAAUCGUAACCGAAAAAGGAAACAAAAAGCUUUGGGGCAUUGUCUACAAAACGGUGACGGGUAAACUCAGGGGAGAAGAGACGAUAUUCACAUUGCGAACGCCACAAGGGGAUAUACCUCCAACUGGCGAUCCACCGCAGCGGCGAUGCUAUCGGCCCUCAUACCCGACGAACACCUUGUAGUAUAAUUUCUAACUCGAGGUAUGGCGCGGUCGACCAAAAGGUCGGUCCCUGGAACGCACACAUUACUGCUAGCAGGUUGAUGACUGACCGUAUAAUAGAUCGAUACCAAGCCGUAACUUCAUUGCAGACACAUCGGCUAACCUAUUCGACGAGUCUGCUGAAAGCUUUCUGCUGAUCACGGAUUCGUUUGAAGCCAACUGUGACGCUCCUUCGACCAAUGUCCGCAAGUUUUUUCAACAUGAUCAGUGGAUCUAGAGGAUUGAACGAACUCGCUGACUUUUGGUGGCCAAGAUAGUAAGCGUGUAGUGCCAUAGAUAAUUACUAUAAUAUAAUAGAAAAUCAUUCUAUGAAUAAUGGAUACUUAUUCUAGGAACGACAAUUAGUAUGGAUAGUCAUUUUAAAGAUAAUUGUUAUUACGUAUUGUUGUGAAUAAUUACUAUUAUUAUAAAUAAUUAUUAUUAGGAAUUAUAUGGAUACACACAAUUAGUUUCGUGGCAGUAAGAGGAUUUACUGUCCAUCUACUAAAAGCAUUAAGCUUUCACAAUGAAUAAUGGGGACCAUUCGAAUUAUCGCAGACUGCAACUUGAACAACCGCCGAAACUAUUAGGACUAUUGAAGCUAUCAGCCUUCCAUGAAGAUUUGUAGGCCAAUAAAGCUACUCAGAUGUUCUACAAGUAUCUUACAGCUACUAGAAUUAAUACGUAAUCUCGUAGAAACUUCUCAAGUAUUGACUAAAUAAUAAUCUUUUU